Zophobas morio is the source of this 1428-nucleotide messenger RNA. RefSeq names its product nucleoprotein TPR-like. Bases 57 to 1361 code for a protein of 434 amino acids. Lineage: Eukaryota; Metazoa; Arthropoda; Insecta; Coleoptera; Tenebrionidae. The transcript is spliced from 5 exons. The record is from RefSeq and is a predicted model, not a curated record.
AAUGACUUAUCUGUGAUUACUUAGUGAUAAGAGAUGUUUGGGAAUUAUUAGUCGUCAUGGUAUUCACAAGGGCAGUUGUAGUUUCGUGGGGCAUUUUUUUAAUUUAUUUAAAUUCUGUCCAAGCGCAAAAAUGUGAUGCACGAGAUUUUAGUAAAAAAUUACAACCAAAGGUUUGUCCUGAUGGACAGUUUUGCAACGUGUCUACAAGCCGAUGUAAUACAUGCGGCCAGUGUUAUGAUAUUUUUGAAAACAAUAUCAAAAUCAAAAAAGGCGAUAUUGAAACUAUCUUACGAAACUUGAUUGAAAAAUAUCGAAAACAGCUGACUGAGUUGCAAAAAGCGCUAGAAACGUUACUCAAAAAUAUUGAGCAACUUGAAACUGAACUAAAACUGUUAAAUAUUAUGAACAAUCAAGUCAAGAGGAGGAUGAACAAUCUUCAAGAACAAAUAAAACAAUUACAGAAAGACAUUAAAAAAGUCGAGGAAGCGCUAAAAAAAAUUGGGGAGGAUGUUGUGGCAGAGUUGAAAACCAUCAAAGAUAAGAUAAAAAACAUACAAGACAGACUGAAGAAAUUAAAUUUCGAUACUGAUAACAUCGCGCUUCUCAAUAUCGACAAAUUUAACAAUAUUACGAAUAAUUUGGACGAUAUGGAGCGACGAUUUCCGAAAAUUGACAACACAUCUUUAAACUUAGCACUUUCCAUUGAGAGCGAUAUCGAUUUACUCGAAUCCAUUAUAAAAUCGUUUGAAGGUAACGGCACUACUUUUCCCCAAAAUGCAAAAGCUAGCACAAACUGGAUAGAACCGGACUUACUUUGGUUAAUUAACGUACUAACUAAUUACGAAAAUGUGUCUAUUGACGUGGAUUCUCUUAAACGAAACGCUUCCAAUGCUAAAUUCGACGCUCAACAAACUCUAUCGACUCUUAAUCCCCUCAUUAAAAAACACGAAGACUUUGAAAAACAUGUCAAGGAGUUGGAACCUGAAAUUGCAUUUUAUCAAGACUUAGAUAAAUUACUGAAAGACCUCCAGUUGUUAGAACAACAAAUCAAAGAUUUCGAAAAACUGUUAAAAAUUUGGCGCCGAAAACUACAUCUCCAUAAGGAAGUCACGGCUUUCCAAAAAGAGAGAAGACGACUCGACAAGAAAGAAGAAAAGUUUAAGAAGAAAUACCAACUGGAGUUGGACCCAUUAUGGCGGGAAUUAAACAACGUGCUUGAACAGUACGAAUCUCUGACAAUUACAAAAUCUGUCGACGAAAUUCCAGACGAUAUCGAACGGAUAAUCAAGGAAAUUGAAGAAAUUCAAGGGCAAAUUUUGUCGCAUUGCAGUUCGGCUAAAUUGAGUGUUAAGAGGGGUUAGAUUUUUUAGUGUGUACUUAGACACUUAUUUUCUUUUAUUAAUAAAAAACUUACUUAGAAUAUUACAA